GGUGCGCCUGAGCUCCAUCAGACGCGUUAAGUUGAGGCAGAGGAGAGGGGCGCUCGCCUGCACUGACAAGUGGACGGAUGUGCGGUGAUGCCCUUGCAAAUGAAAGCGUCAGCAGCGGCCUCUGAACAACAAAAGGGGAGAUUUCGCCACGGUGGAGAGACAAGGGGAAAGACGAGGGAGCAGCUCUCGUGAGCAUAAAAUCGGCAUCCUGCAGCGUGCUUGAUGGCGGCGGCCUGCAGAUAAUCGAAGGAAGCCGGGGGCUGGAUUUGACAUGUCGCAGAGAUGUACUGUGUUAUCUGUAGCCAGAAGGUGAUGGCAGUGCUGGCAGAGCUUCACCUCUACUUCUACCCCUUCCACCUGAUCGAUGCCUGCUUCCUGCACAAAGACAUCAUUUGAAAUCUGGACUGCCUUCGUCCCUUCCUCUCCUUCUGCCUCUCCUCGCUCAUUUCAUACCACUCCCUCCACCCUCUUCAUCCAGCUGCUUUUUGCCUUUCCCUCGGUCUCUCCUCUCGCCAUAACAUCUACCUCCACAUCCUGGAACUUCUCUGCAAAGUCUUCUUCUUUGUGAUGGCUUGCUUUGGGCGCUCUCUGGACUCACCGUGCACACUAGCCUUGCUGGUAGGCUUUCAGUUUGCCUUUGUGCUCUAUUUCUCCCUUGGGGGCUUUAGAGGUCUGGUGUCUGUUCUGGUGCACACCACAGAACCAGAAUUUGAUUAUUCUCGACCUCAUGACGUUUACACCAACCUCAGUCUCCUUGGGGUACCACCGCCCCCUCCUCGGAACUCUGGCACUGGGCUUCCUGCUUCAGGACAACCGCUGAAAGACUGCCCGAUUCCUUCCCCCCUGUUGGUUGGACCAGUGUCUGUCCAUCUUUCCUCCCCUAUGUCUCUGGAGGACAUCCGACAGAGGAACCCUUUAGUGUUGCCUGGUGGACGGUACCGGCCUCCGGACUGCGAACCGCGCCACCACACAGCAAUUGUGGUGCCGUUCCGAAAUCGCAUAAGCCAUCUACGUUCUCUUCUGUACCACCUGCACCCUUUCCUGCAAAGACAGCAGAUACACUACAGCAUCUACAUUGUACAACAGUGGGGGAAUGGCACCUUUAACCGGGCCAAGCUGCUGAACGUAGGGGUGCGGGAGGCUCUCAAAGAUGAAGACUGGAGCUGCAUUUUCCUUCACGAUGUCGACCUGCUGCCAGAGAACGACCACAACACUUACACCUGCCACAAGCAGUUUCCCACACACCUGUCUGUGGCCAUGGACAAGUUUAGAUACAGGCUGCCGUACCCACAGUAUUUCGGUGGUGUAUCUGCGGUGACCCCAGAUCAGUAUAUGAAGAUGAAUGGCUUCCCAAACCAGUACUGGGGCUGGGGGGGAGAGGAUGAUGACAUCGCUGCCAGAGUGCGGUUGUCUGGUAUGAAGAUUGUGCGCCCUCCAGUGGCCAUUGGCCAUUACAAGAUGAUCAAGCACAAAGGAGACAAAGGCAAUGAGCAAAAUCCACGCAGAUUCGACCUCCUGAAAAAGACCAGACUCAACUGGCACUCUGACGGCCUCAACUCUUUGACUUAUGAGUUGCUUUCCAAGGAGCUGGAGCCGCUCUACACCAACCUGACUGUCAACAUCGGAGAGGACCCCCGGUUGACCCAGGGUAAAGCUCACAGUGCUGUGAAAGCAAUGCCUGUCCAUAGCUCCAGCAAGGACAAAGGACAAGUGAAAAGUCUAGAAGAAACAGUGGCAAAAAAUAACACUUUGAUCAAGUCAUCUGGUGAAAAGACAGGACUCAUCCUGCCAAAGACGGCAAAUAAAACUACACAGGAAAAAGCAGGAGUGAUGAAAUAAGAGGUGUUAAUUAAGUAAUAAUCUUGCACUUGUAGCAUAAAGUGGUCGUCAUUUUUGAUGGAAAGCAGCAUUGAUUUGCUGUAUUAAGGGCAGUUAUGCACUGGAUCACAAACACACAACCUGUUUCGUUUACAGAUGUGGAUUCAGGACUACUGAACCCGUUUGGUUGGGUUAUGAUCUGCUGAAUGUGGUGCUGACUGUAUUGACUGGCAAAGAAACCUCUGUGACCAGAAGUAGAAAGAUUAAAAAAAGAAAAGGAAGAAAAACUCAAUUGCAUCUUUCUAAAGAUACAAAACGCUAGCUGAACAUGAGAUGCCGACAUUUCUCUACUGACUGGAACUGCAAGUUGAGGGAACACAUCUGCAAAGCGGCAGCUUCAAUCAGUCUGCACCUCUGAUUCCCUCCUACUUAAAGAAAAGAAAAGAAAAACAAAAAAAAGCUGCUGCUGUCUGUCCACCUCGCUACAUGGAGGGGUUUGUGUUUCUGUGCCUUCUCUCUUUUAUGCGCAUUUUAUAGACCAAUAGGAAUGCUUUUAGGGGCUAAGCUAGCAAAGGUUUGGCUUCUCCUGCCAGCUGGGAGGAUAAAGCUGAUUAUGGACCAGAACAAGCCCCUUGUUCCAGGACUGCUGUUUUUAUAUAUAUGCUUGCAUCGAUCAAUCACUGACCAAUUCCAUAGUUCUUGAAAUAUCCUAGAGUUUAUAUUUAUAUAUCUAUAUAUAGAGAGACAUCUUUAUUUGUGUACUUCUUUAGUUUAAUGUCCUUCAUUACAGUCUGGUGCCUCUCUCUCUAUGACGUUUAGUUUAGAGACAAUCAAAUUAUAUGGGAGUGUAAGCUGUAUUCAAACACAUAAUGAAAAUGACGUGGCAUGAUAGUUGUUGUGUCUAGUUUGACUAUAUUCUUGAUACACGAAUAGAUUUGUGCUUCUGAUAAAAAUUGUGUUUUUUUUUAAUUUAAAUUGUUCGCUUUAAGUUUAGUCAAGUAUGAGAUUAAGAAGAAAACUCACAGACAGUGACAUAAGGCACACUACAAGAAAAAUGUCAAGCUAGUGUUCUAGUAUCUAAAGUGGUUAUGGUGACAACAAAGCACUGUGCGUAGAUAUAGCUACGAACAAAUGUUUGCCUUUUUCUGUCUGACUUUAUUUGCUACGGUGAAGCUUUAGUGACUUAAGCAAGAAGAAAAUGUUUCUAACCCCAAAAUAUGUUUUCUUUAUGUAAAACUCUGGAGGUGUGUUUGAUCAGGAGAUGCAUGUAGGUGAUCAUCCACUUGUAAAAGCUAGCAGCCGCUUUAUUUUGUUGUUGUAAAAUAUCAGCCAUUCUGAAUGUACUCUUUAGUGUCCAUCUUGGUUUAUGUUUUGUAAGGAGAGUUUAUUUCCAGGGCCUUGCUGAAGAAUUGAUACACCUUAAACCUUUUUUUCACAUUUUGACACAUUGCGACCAUAAACUUUAGGGUAUUUAAUUGGGAUUUUAUGUCAGAGACACACAAUCGCAGUGCAUAGGUGUGAAGAGGAAGGAAGGCAGUCUAUGAAGCCUCCCAGUCUUAUGAAGCCUGGGCGCAAAUUCAAACUGGAAGACUCUUUAGCCCCACCUGGCUCGUCCUAUCGGAGCAUCCCGCCCAUCACCGCUGUCCUAUCAACGCUGGAUCAAGCCACGUCACGUCCAAUCACCUUCCAAGGCCCAGCUGAAAAGGACCUCCAUCCAUGGCGUCUUCCGCAUCCCAACCGCGCUCAACCUGUUCAGCCGCACGCCUCAGCUCUCGGUCAAAUAUCUCACCAGACCCCUUUUCAGAGCGACUGCUCGCCCCCGCACCUCUCAUGUCCGUCAUAAAGCCGCUUAGCCGCGUGCUCGGCCGCUUCUUUCCCUCAGACGCUCCCCAGAUGGAAGAGAAUCCCUGGACGUCAUUCAUUCCAAGCAGCUUCUCCCGCCGCUUUCUCGCUGACUGGGAUCCACCGUCACCUGCUCCAGCGCUACCCACUUCACGGCCUUGGCCGGCUCGCCAGGUCUCGCCGCACCGACCUACGCCAACAACUUCACACACUUCCGUAUAGCCGCUAUCAGCCCGGUCAUCCGCUCCUUCCGUCCGGAUUUCCCACGCCACGCCUCGGGCCUUCCAGGUAAGACGUAUCCUCACAUAUCUCAUCCAUGUUUCGCAAUGUUAGGAAACGUAGGACUUUUUUCUUAGUCCAUCUCCCUCCCGAACUUGCAAGCCUUAUUCGCAUGCGUCACCCAGGCUGCGCUUUAAAUGCUUCAGAGCUUUUACUGAAUAAAUGCAUAAUUAAAUCAGUAACUAGUAGCAUCCCUCCCAGCGGCGUCAAAGCGGAUCGCCGACUGCGUUUCUUCAGCGCCCGGCACCUAGUAGUAGCCUCUGUCAUUUCGCCGGCAUCAAGCCCCACAUACUCCUCCCCGAACUUUAGUACGCCCGCAACAGACAUUCAGCUCCGCUUCUCGGUCCAUCUCAAGUCAGCGGCCGUGCCCCUCCACAUUCAUUUGCAAAGCGGUAUUAUUCAGCCACCCAGCUACGUAGAGCCGUUCAUGGGUUGUCAUGGUUACCGCAUUAAAUUCUCUGAUUCAACAUGUGCCUUCAGAGUCUCUGUGUCGUCCCUCUCCCCUUGAUUUGCCCCAGGUGCUCUCAUUCCUUGAUUACCCCGUGCUUUGUACCAUGUCUGAGUCCCUGUCCUUCUGUUCGUAGCUGUCGUCACACGUCUCGGUCCAUCAGUUCACCCCGCUCCUACCCGUCUCGAGCCCUGGUUUCCACUCGGCAGUGCUGCCUGGGAUUUAGGAUAAUCUGGACUACCAGACUAUAAAUUUCUCCAAACAUCAUCGUUUUACUGCUACUCGGUUCCUUGCAUCGCCUCACCACCCGCCACUACAGUUCAUGACGCCGUUCGCAGUUGUAAAAGCGAGGUGACUGCAUGGACUAAAGCCGUAAAUUAUAGCUCUAGUCUAACUGUGCUCCUAGUCUCAGUAGUCAGUCUUAUGCGCUGUAGAAUGUGAAGCCGGCUAAUAAUCUCCCAGGUCACAUCGGUACCAAUCAGCUCAGAGCUUCUCCAAUCGGUAACCAAGUCAUCACGCCAGGGCCAUCAUCGCAUCAUCGUUUCUCAUAAAAUUUUUGCUUAGAGUCCCAUUCGCUACCCAUCAAAGGUAACUUUAAAUAGAAGGUGAUGUCGCAUUAAUCUCAAAGAAUAAGCGUCCGGCGUUCGAGCUUCAGUAAUUUUCCCUGUUAUAUAAUGCAAAAGGCUAAUCGAUACCUCACGUUUCAUCACAGUCGUGCUGUUCGGAGUGAACUAGAAGACCUUAACGAUCUGGCAGCGGUUUUCACCAGGCUUGUUAUCAAAUAUCCCCUUUUCUUAACUUAGGUUUUUUUUUAGGAUUGGCUAAGUUGCUUCUGGGUUUCUCCUUGGCGUUAGAAGCUUAACUGCUUCCCCGCCAGGCCUAGCGGUACGGUGAGCUUGUAGGGUAUUGCCUGCCCAGAGAAAGCAGUGCCCCUCCCCUCCCUCUGAACCGGAAGCCGUCUGUCCCCACCCCAGAAGUGCCAAUCUUGCACUCUUUCAUACAUAGGGGCUCCCGCUUUUCACAUAUCCGUGUCUCCCCGUCACUUUCACAGUUAAAACCGUUUUAUUCAUUAAAUGUUGCAACCUGUAUCCCGAGCUGCCUUCAAACGCAACUUGAACACCGAGACGCUUGCCGGGUUUUAUGCUACAGUGAAGGAGACCUGCCGCCGCCGUGCUGAGCCAUGCAUGUGCAUUAGUCAUAACAAAAAUACAGAACUCUGCUAAGUUUUCCCCCAAGUAAUCAACUGAGUCGAGUAAUACUGCCAGAUGCCGGUAAUCACAGACGAAACAUGCCCAGAUAACAUUACAGCACCCUAAGCAUGUUAACAGUAGCCUGCGGUUACCGAGUCGUUACCCACGUUCGGCUACGUAGAUUCAUAGCUCGGCGUUCUCAACCAACAGUAAAUUGCCUCGCAUGCCGACAUUACAAGCUCAUGCCCCUGCUGGCACUUCUAGGCUUCAUCUCUCAUCAAAAUAAAUAAAUCGUCUGAAUUCGCACGUUAUCCCCAGGCCAUCCUGUCCUCUUGCUUUCCCAGGUUUCACUCUCGCCCAUUCGUUCCAGUCCCUCUUCCGAGCCAAUAUCCUCUCCCCCACGGGGGUGAAUCAGCACCUUCUUGUCGCCGGGAGUCCGGUAUCGCAUUUCCUCUCUAAAUUUCCCAUUCUUUCCAGCCGUUGAAUCCCCAUGCAGCCGGUUUGCUCCGCCUCCAUUUUCAACAGCACGAGUCCUCAGUUUUCUGCGAAACCCGUUCCACCCUGUAACCUGUUUCUCGAGGGGUUUUUCUGCAAAGCGUCCCUACAUCGCAGCUCUCUGCCAUAAGCUAUCAUGUUCGACCCACAAGCCGAACCGCCACUAUUUUCAUCGUUAUCACUCACCCUAAGCAAUUCUAUUUGCUAUUCAUCAAUUUAAUCACGUCUGCUUAUCGCAGAUCCAACCUUCAUCUACCAACAUCCUGCCAUUCGAACACGCUCUCUUCAACAGCUGGCCUUCAUCUACCAGCAUCCCGCCUUCUAAACCCUUGCUAAUAAGCCAUCUCUCCCAGACUUCGUCCAGUCCAGCUAUUAGAGAGAGAGA
Molecule: messenger RNA, 6457 nt
Organism: Gambusia affinis (western mosquitofish)
Lineage: Eukaryota; Metazoa; Chordata; Actinopteri; Cyprinodontiformes; Poeciliidae
Gene: b4galt3
Product: UDP-Gal:betaGlcNAc beta 1,4- galactosyltransferase, polypeptide 3
Exons: 7
Coding region: 568-1839 (423 amino acids)
Biological process (GO): galactosylceramide biosynthetic process; carbohydrate metabolic process
Molecular function (GO): glycosyltransferase activity
Source: RefSeq, a predicted model, not a curated record